AUGGCUGCUCUGACUCGGAAUGAAGCCAUCCGUCGACUCAGAAAUUAUGUCCCUCCGCCAACGGCCUACGAUCAGGUCCCGCUGAUCAGGCGGGCGGCGGUGCUUCUCCUGCUCUAUGCCGAUCCUAAAGGAAACCUGAGGAUCGUGAUUACGAUGCGGGCCAAGACCUUGAGUUCGUGCCGAGCAGACACGUUAGCGGAGACACCGUUCCAGACUGCGCGCCGCGAAGCGAACGAAGAGAUCGGCCUUCCCGAGAUCGAUCUGCCGCGCCCCUUCUCAGUUGAGCAUCUCUGCGAGUUGCCGGCCAAUCUGGCCAAAACGGAACUGGUCGUGCGUCCCUGCGUCGCGCUUCUUCAUUCGUACGACUCGACCACUGGAGAGAAUGCCGACCCGGAAGUAUCGUUAAUUCCGCAGUUGGACGCGCGAGAGGUCGCUGAGGUGUUUACGGCGCCCUUCCGGUCAUUCUUGGACCUGAAACAGGAUGGGAGGGAUGACGAGUGGUAUCGCGGAUCAUGGAGUUUAUGGCAUAGUGAAAACUGGCGCAUGCAUCAAUUCUUUGUUCGCGGGAACGCCUUCAAGCCUCGCGGCAACUCCGAACAUGCCACGCUCCAGGAUCGGGGUCAAGGGACGCGACGGGUCUUUGGCAUGACGGCCCGCAUCAUAGUGGAUGCCGCGCGACUCGCCUAUGCACGGGAGCCGGAAUUCGAGCAUAAUAGCCACCUGGGCGACGAAGAUAUGAUUGCCAAAUUAAGACGCAUGGGUCGACUGAGCGAGACCCGCUCGCCCUCGGAUGAACUCACCCGUGAGACCAUGGAGAAGGCCAAAUUAAGUUAG
Molecule: messenger RNA, 834 nt
Organism: Penicillium maclennaniae
Lineage: Eukaryota; Fungi; Ascomycota; Eurotiomycetes; Eurotiales; Aspergillaceae
Product: NUDIX hydrolase
Exons: 4
Coding region: 1-834 (277 amino acids)
Biological process (GO): coenzyme A catabolic process
Molecular function (GO): coenzyme A diphosphatase activity; acetyl-CoA hydrolase activity
Source: RefSeq, a predicted model, not a curated record